Messenger RNA from Penicillium angulare, 1119 nucleotides. Its product is annotated as putative integral membrane protein. Bases 1 to 1119 code for a protein of 372 amino acids. NCBI's taxonomy places the organism in Eukaryota, Fungi, Ascomycota, Eurotiomycetes, Eurotiales, Aspergillaceae. The transcript has 4 exons. The record is from RefSeq and is a predicted model, not a curated record.
AUGGAAGUGGAAGUCGACGAUGACAGCCAUAGCCAGGCUAUCCGAAUUGUCACUGCCAUCUUUCUCGCUAUUUCGCUCAUUUCUGUCGGUCUACGGAUAUUCGUUCGCACUCGAGUUGUGAAGGCAUUUGGUAACGAUGAUAUUUUCAUGGUUCUGGCCAUGGCGCUGAAUCUCGCAUUUGCCAUCUGCGGUUUUCUAGGAGUGGAAUAUGGAAUGGGUAGAAAAUUGGUUCAUUUCGAGACCAGGCCAGACGAUUUUCCCAAGGCGAUGCUGUGCUGGUGGUUAGGCCAGGUCUUCUACGUUAUCACCUGUGUUGUAGCCAAAAUCUCGAUCAUCAUCACUCUUUUGCGUAUUACAGUCGAUCGCAUACAUGCAUACAUCCUCUAUACCGCGAUUUCCCUCGCAACGGCCGUCGGCGUCGUGUUUCUUUUUUUCACCAUCUUCCAAUGCAAUCCCGUCGAUCAUUUCUGGAAUAUCCUCACCGACUCGAAAGGAACUUGCAUUAGCAAAGAUCUCCUGAUUGGCAUCGCAUACCUAUACAGUGUCGGCGCGGCCGUAACAGAUCUCACCAUCGGUCUCCUUCCAGUGGCACUAAUUUGGAACUUGCGCAUGAAUCAGCGCACCAAACUUGCCAUCAUUGGAAUUCUAGGAAUCGGCUGCAUUGCGAGCGCAGCAGUCAUCGUCCGCAUCCCAUUCAUUAAAAAUUACAAGAGCGACGAAUUUUUAUACGAUACAUACCAAAUUUCAAUCUGGUCAAACGUCGAAGCAGGCCUCGGCAUCACAGCUGGCUGUCUCACCACUCUUCGCCCCCUCAUCCGAUUUCUCCGCGACAGCUCCUCCGCUUCUCGAAGCAGGGGUGCGCGUACACCCGGCUCAUUCCCGCUAUCUAGCAAUGUGGCGCAGGGAUUUAAUCGUAAUUCACGCUCUAAAAUUGAAAAUCGCUCCGAUGUUGACCAGCUCUGGACUGGUACCGAUAAUGAUGACUAUCAUGGCGUGACGACUACGAUUAUGGGGAGCCAGAAUCCUAAUCCGCGCAGUAGUAGCGAAGAGGAUCUAAACCCGAGUCGCGGAGGGUGGAAAGUCGAGCGGUCCGUUCGGGUGUCUGUGCGCGAUGAUUGA